CAAAUUACAGUAAUUGGGUCCAAGGAACCAGGGUGGAGUUAAUUACAGAAAACCCACUGGAAGCUGUGGUGUGAGCUGGAAUUUGCAGGGAGAAGUGGCCUAGUUCGAAUGGAAUGCACAGGUGUGGUUCCUUCAGGGAAGCUCUUCUUCCUGCUUUAACCUUUCCACCUGGGAGUGUCCCCUAAACGCAUCCGAACUACAGGUCCAAACCCAAGAGAGCAAAGCCCAGAAAAAGGUCAAGAUGGGGUUUAUAUUUUCAAAAUCUAUGAAUGAAACCAUGAAAAAGCAACAAGAGCUUAUGCUAAUGAAUGCUCGACUUCAGCUGGAAAGGCAGCUGAUAAUGCAGAAUGAAAUGAGGGAAAGACAAAUGGCCAUGCAGGUUGCUUGGUCUCGGGAAUUCCUCAAAUAUUUUGGAACGUUUUUUGGCAUUGCAACCAUCUCCUUGACAGCGGGAGCAAUAAAAAGAAAGAAGCCAGCCUUCAUCCUCCCUAUUGUUCCAUUAAGCUUUAUCUUCUCCUACCAGUAUGACUUGGGCUAUGGAAACCUUUUACAAAGAAUGAAAAGUGAAGCUGAGGACAUACUGGAAAGAGAAAAGAGUAAGUUGCAGCUGCCAGGAGAAAUGAUCACUUUUGAAAGCCUUGAAAAAGCCAGAAGGGAACAGAGUAAAUUCUUCAUAGACAAAUGAAAUUAUGCUUACCCACCAAAUCUGAAAGCACGGAAUUAUUGGCUUGAAUCAUGGUUUUUAUAAUUUUUUAAAAUGUUUGAGAUUUUGAUAUAACAGAUUUUAUUUUAAGAUAUUAAAAUGCAACAUGUUUUGUUGAGCUAUUUAAAAAUAAAAUUUAUAACAUUCAACACAAAAUCAUGAAGUUAAUCCAAACAA
This is a messenger RNA of Cynocephalus volans (Philippine flying lemur), 880 nucleotides long. It is a transcript of the gene PLGRKT, whose product is annotated as plasminogen receptor with a C-terminal lysine. Bases 242 to 685 code for a protein of 147 amino acids. The record is from RefSeq and is a predicted model, not a curated record. The transcript is spliced from 6 exons. Lineage: Eukaryota; Metazoa; Chordata; Mammalia; Dermoptera; Cynocephalidae. Gene Ontology annotation, cellular component: plasma membrane. Gene Ontology annotation, biological process: positive regulation of plasminogen activation.